AUGCCUACAACAAAGCCCAAGCUGGAGAAACUCUCCACGCCUGUCACGGCGACAUUCCCCUCAGAAAUUACGUCUGCGUCCACGGCCACUCCUCUUUCUGCUUUGAACUUCCAUUGCAAGCCAGACCCGGAUUUUAUCAAGACGCCUAUCAGUCCACCAUCCGCCUACACGGACUUCUUAUCGAAAGCAAUGGCAUUGAACUCGCCGUCCUUGACGUCCGGAGACUCUAGCCCCGAUUCAACCAAAAGCAACCCAGAAACUGGAGGGGCUCAUCGUGCCUCCAAAGACGAAAGAUCUUCACCUUCCUCUACGGUUAGCAGCAAACCGUCCCCUCCUGCUACUGCACCGGCGGUACCACCCAGCCCAUUCCCGACCUCCGCCCCGAUGUCUGCUCCGCCUACGGGUGCGGUUUCAUUCCCGAGCCUGAAAUUACCUCCCAGCCCAGCCAUAUCCAGUAUCGACUCGCCUCUGAGCGCAAGUACGCUUCGUUCGCCGUUUAGCGCGAGAUCUGUUCACUCCGUCUUCGACUGGGAUGCAGCAUUGAAAGCCAGGUUUUCGGACAAAAAACAGAAAUCUUCGCGCACCAGUGUUCGACAUAUCCGGGAAGUUGUCACUCGAACUGUCACUUAUACUCCUCGCAUGGAUCCCGCGCCUAGAGGCAAGAGACGGAAGGUGGAAUGA
Pochonia chlamydosporia 170 is the source of this 681-nucleotide messenger RNA. RefSeq lists its product as hypothetical. The transcript has a single exon. Bases 1 to 681 code for a protein of 226 amino acids. NCBI's taxonomy places the organism in Eukaryota, Fungi, Ascomycota, Sordariomycetes, Hypocreales, Clavicipitaceae. The record is from RefSeq and is a predicted model, not a curated record.